UUCCCUUUCCCAAGGGGAAAAUGUGAAGUCACCCCUUUGAGGUCCCACUGCUUGAAUUUAGCAAAUAAAUAGUCAUUGUCUUAGAACUCGACUCAAAACAAUCAGAGUGUGUUUGAAGUUCACAAAAGAAAUCAUGGAGGUGCAGCAAUGGUGGAGGAUCAGAUUCUCCUUCAGGAGUGCAACCAUGAUGGUGUGUUUCCUCAACGUAAUAAUUGCAAUCUUCUUGCUUCAUACUUUUUUCACCUCUGCCUACACCCGCAACAAAUUCUCCUAUGCAAAUUCCUACUCAGCUCAACUCAGGUACAUUAAGGAAUCUGAAGAGAUUCGACUUGCCAUGCUACCUGUGGAACUGAUAAAAAGAGUGAAGGAGAUUGAGCAGGAAGUAUACACUGAACCAGAAACAGCGCAGAAGAAAGACACAAAGCAGACUGCUGCUGUUGAUCUGUCUAAAAGGUUAAAGGAUUUCCAUUCCUUGAAUGAUGCUGCCAGCUUGAAAGCUUUAGAGGAAUGGAGAAAGAGGAAGAUGGAGAGGGCCCGACAGAGAGAAUUGGAGAAAAAUGGAACAACUUCUCAUGCUUGACUUUAUAUAUUCUCUGAUAUCAAGUGAAGGUUGACAUGCAAAUUUAAAUACAUAAUGGGACAACAGUAAUCAUUAGUGUACACUGUAUAGCAGCUUUAAAAUUUCCUUACAUAGCUUAUGUUAUUAAGUGCAUCUUUUACAAACCCAAAUCUACUUUUGUUCUCUUUAUAUUUCAAAAUUUAGAAAUAAAUAACUUACCCAUGUCUUGAUCUU
Molecule: messenger RNA, 793 nt
Organism: Vigna radiata var. radiata (mung bean)
Lineage: Eukaryota; Viridiplantae; Streptophyta; Magnoliopsida; Fabales; Fabaceae
Exons: 4
Coding region: 134-580 (148 amino acids)
Source: RefSeq, a predicted model, not a curated record